UCUUCGACCUACAACUUCAACUUCCAUCUCGGCCGCGAAAUCCAGGCAGAGUGUCGUUUGGUAUUGAAACGACGACAGAUUGAAGAUCAACUCACCCAGUGCGUGUUUCGGUCUCUGUUGAUAUCUACGACCCAACCCAAGAUUCAGGAGUGUUUUGAUUAAGGGUUCAUCAGGAUUGUUAUUUAAUCAAGGCUGAACGACCAUACCUGAUCCUCAUUUAGAAUUUAGAUGGAGCAGGGAUUCUACCCCAAACGGUGCACCAGUAGCGGCUUAGCAGAAACAAUAGCCAGCAUAGAACAAGUCCUUACCGAAAUCCUUGUGCGUGUGCCAGCUAAACCCCUAGUACGCUUCAAGUGCGUCUCCAAGCAUUGGCUUUCUCUUAUUUCCGACCCAAAAUUCUGUCACCGCCACACCCUUCAAAACCCAAAUCCUCCUGUCUCUGCUGUCUUUUGUGACAAAUCCAACCGAAUCUUUUGUUUCAUCCCUAUUGAUUUUGAUCACUUGCGUGGAGCUUGUAGUACUAGUAUUAAUACCAGUAACCAUGAAAUCCAAAACCCAUCUCCGUCUAGCUCACCCCCUUUCAAUCCUCUAAAGUUUGCUCAAAACCAAUAUCAUGCUGACAUCAAAAUCAUCCAGUCCUGCAAUGGCCUCUUCCUGUGUCGUCUACUUUAUUCUCCAAAGCAAGGCCCCCCAUAUUUUAUUUUCAAUCCUACAACCAACCAGUUCUCCACACUUAUUCCUCCAGCUACUGGUGAAGGAGUACAACCUUGUGUCAUCUCUAUUGCUUUGGCUUUUGACCCUUCCAAGUCACCACAUUACAAGGUGGUCUGUCUUCGAACCAUUGAUGGAUCCAUAGACGGCACUAUCUAUCACAUAGUGAUAUAUUCAUCUGAGACUCAAAGUUGGAGGAUUCUCAAUUCAACUUUCAAGAGGGUAUCUUCCAUCCUCUAUUCACGCGUGCUAUACUGGAAUGGAGCAAUUAAUUGGUUAGGCUUUUUUAAUGAUGUAGCGUACUUUCACGUAGAUGAAGAGCGCGACGGUUUUGUUCGUUUACCUCCUCACUUGUAUGAUAGGUUAAAUGAGAGUAGAAAAUAUAGAUACUUUCUGGAGUCUAGUGACGGCCACCAUUUGCAUCUUAUUGAUAUUUUUCGGCAUUCUCUUACUAAAUUUGAAGUGUUGGAGAUGGGAAAAGACUACUCUGGCUGGUUUGUUAAGUACGUUGUUGACCUAGAUCCUAUAUGCCGCAGGCUGACCCCGUCUGAACGAUAUGUUGUUUUAUUUAUAGAUCAAGACAAGAAUGAGGAAGAGGAAAGUUCGUAUCUGUUGCUGCAUACCCCAGGCAAACUCAUAUCUUAUAAUCUUAAGUGCGGGACUUACAAAUCUUUUGAGUUAACUCCCAAGGCCGGAGUAAAGAAUCAUCUCUUACGAGUUGAACCAUCUAAUUUUCGAUAUAUGGAGUCUUUGGCCUUUGUGUGAUACUGUCACCUUGCUGGUGCUGUGUGGUUUCUGCUUCUGGUUGUAAAAUCUUUGUAUUAGAAAAGUCUUAUUAUACAUGUGUUCAUUUGACACUUACAUUUAAGUUCUUAUAAAUGUUAUUCUGUUG
This is a messenger RNA of Fragaria vesca subsp. vesca, 1603 nucleotides long. Its product is annotated as F-box protein At5g07610-like. NCBI's taxonomy places the organism in Eukaryota, Viridiplantae, Streptophyta, Magnoliopsida, Rosales, Rosaceae. Gene Ontology annotation, molecular function: protein binding. The record is from RefSeq and is a predicted model, not a curated record. The transcript has 2 exons. The coding region runs from base 229 to 1476 and encodes 415 amino acids.